Messenger RNA from Vicia villosa (hairy vetch), 1479 nucleotides. RefSeq names its product heat shock 70 kDa protein 4-like. Gene Ontology annotation, biological process: cellular response to unfolded protein; protein refolding. Gene Ontology annotation, molecular function: ATP-dependent protein folding chaperone; misfolded protein binding; heat shock protein binding. The record is from RefSeq and is a predicted model, not a curated record. The coding region runs from base 1 to 1479 and encodes 492 amino acids. Lineage: Eukaryota; Viridiplantae; Streptophyta; Magnoliopsida; Fabales; Fabaceae. The transcript is spliced from 3 exons. Gene Ontology annotation, cellular component: cytoplasm.
AUGGCCAGAAAAUAUGAGGGUCAUGUAAUUGGAAUUGACCUGGGUACAACCUACUCACGUGUUGCAGUGUGGCAGGAGCAAAACAACAGAGCUGAGAUAAUCUACAAUGAAGCUUCUUUUGUUGCUUUCACUGAUGAUAGAAGGUUGAUUGGUGAUUCUGCCAAAAAUCAAGCAGCCUCUAAUCCAUUCAACACUGUAUUUGAUGUAAAGAAGUUUAUUGGAAGAAAAUAUAGUGAUCCUAUAAUUCAGAACAAUCUACUUUCGUGGCCGUUUGGGGUUCUUUCUCGUAGUAACGACAAACCCAUGAUUUGUGUUAAUUACAAAGGAAAGGAAAAACAUUUUUCUCCUGAAGAAAUAUCGUCUUUGAUAUUAAAAAAGAUGAUGGAUAUUGCAGGGGCAUUUUUUAAGUCACCGGUAAAAAAUGCAGUGAUUACAGUGCCUGCAUAUUUCGACGAUUCUCAGCUAAAAGCCAUCAAAGAUGCCGCUAUCAUUGCUGGCCUCAAUGUAAUGAGGAUAAUCAAUGAACCAACUGCUGCUGCUCUUUCAUAUGGUCUUCAUAAGAGAGCAACUUGUGUUGAAAAUAGAAAUAUUCUCAUAGUUGAUCUAGGUGGUGGAACUUUUGAUGUGUCUCUCGUCACAUUCAAGGAUGACAAGUUUGAAAUAAAGGCGGCGACCAUGACUCAAUUUGGAGGUGAAGAUUUUAUUGAUAGAAUGGUGAACCACUUUGUGAAAGAGUUUAAGAUGAAGCACAAAAUACAUAUUAGUAGGUACUCAAGGGCCCUGAGGAGGUUGAGAAAUGAGUGUGAUGAAGUCAAAAACAAACUUUCGUUUGAUUUUGAUGCCACGAUUUUCUUAGAUGCUUUAUAUGAUGGAAUUGAUUUUUAUUCAUCAAUGUCUCGUGCCAAGUUUGAGCAACUCAACAUAGACCUCUUUGAUAAUUUUAUGGAUACAGUUAAGACCUGUCUUUCUGAUGCGAAGAUAAACAAUAGCAGUGUUGAUGAAGUUGUUCUAGUGGGCGGUUCUUCAAGGAUUCCCAAAAUUCAGCAGCUAUUGCAAAAAUUUUUCAAAAAAGGGAAGCAUCUCUUGAAUAUAAUCCAUCCUGAUGAGGCUGUUGCUUGUGGUGCAGCUAUUCAAGCUGCUUUGUUAAGUGGAGGCCUUAAGAGUGUUCCAAAGGAAGUGCAUCAAUAUCUUUCAAGGUUGUCUUAUGCAGAACAAGAACCAGAGCCAAUACCAAAAAAUAUAGUGAAUGAUAAAAAGGUGAAUGUUACAAUUGAAGAUAACAAAUCUAAGAUCAUGAUUGAUUUUCAAGGUGGUGUUGGAAUUACAGUUAAUGUUCCUGGUUCGCUUAAUGUCUCACUUCCUGAUACUGCUCUAGUCCUUCCUAUCAAUGUUUGCUUUGCUACAGAUUCUGAUGGCAUGUUAAAUGUUUCUGCCGAGUUGAAUGAAAACAAGUUCAGUUCUAUAUUCAUAAAAGUGUGA